This is a messenger RNA of Malaclemys terrapin pileata, 8457 nucleotides long. It is a transcript of the gene ADAMTS8, whose product is annotated as ADAM metallopeptidase with thrombospondin type 1 motif 8. Gene Ontology annotation, biological process: extracellular matrix organization; proteolysis. The transcript has 9 exons. Lineage: Eukaryota; Metazoa; Chordata; Testudines; Emydidae. Bases 1221 to 3944 code for a protein of 907 amino acids. The record is from RefSeq and is a predicted model, not a curated record. Gene Ontology annotation, molecular function: zinc ion binding; metalloendopeptidase activity.
UCAUUUUAUUCUCAUAGGCACACACCAAGAAUCUCCUUUACCCACUAGUCCAUAAAGCCUGGUGCUUUAUUUUGGCUUUAGGAAAACAGCUUCGUUCAAACCCUCAGGAUCCAGCUGCUUGUGUGAUGUUCUGUUCAGAGACCGCAUUCCCUGUGUGACAGCAUUUGCUUCUGGACCACAGGGUGUAUUGCCGCUGGCUGAUAUAUGCGUGGGACUGUGGACUACAGAGUCAAAACUUGAUGCAAUAGGUUUGCCUUCAGCCCUGACGACAAUGCUGUCUGAAAGGUAAGGGGCUGAUUCUGCUCUCGGUGGGUCUCCUGCAAUGGGUGGGCCCCGAUUCAGGCCCCAAAGGUCUGACUCUGACAUGGCAAUCUGGAGCAACUCCUCUGGACUCAGUGGGGGUGAAACUGGUGUAAGCUGGGGGGGGAGAAUCUGCGUCUGAUCUCCGUGUAAAUCAGGACUAACUCCCCUGAAAUCCAGGCGCUUCUUGCUGUGAGAGCGGGCUCUUUGAUCUCGGCAGAGGUUGGGCUGAAGGAGUUAAUACGGAGCGAGUAAAAGGUGGGGGGGAAUGCUGGAGUUGACACUUAAACAGGAGAGGCGGGUCCCUCUGGCUCCUGAUUGGCCUCCACUUCCAUCCAAAACUUUUUUUUUUUUCCUUUUUCACUUCUCCUCCUCCUGCUUCUCCGGGUCCCAGGGGAGGGGAAAGUGGAAUAGUGCGAGAUCAAAAAUAAACCUCUUAUGUCAAACGAGGGGGAAGAAAGUAUAAAUACCGAGAAGUCGGCAGCCUGCUUUGGGGCUGCAAAGGCUUUGGAGGGGCUGCUCCAGGCGAGCUUGGCCAGAAGCGUCAGGGGAAGACAGGCGGGAAGCAAACUCUUAGCGGGAGUGAGAAGCCCCUUCCCCAAGCCCCCUCCGGCUCAGCACCUUGCCCAAGCAGCCAGCUGACUUGCUGCUGCUGGGUGUUUGGUUUGCCAAGGUGCAGGGAGCUGGUGCUGACCCCCAGUCCGGGCUCCGGAGGGAAGCGGAGCUUUCCCCAUCUCUCUCGCUCUCCUCUUGCUGGUAAUUAAACCAGCCGGCGUUAAUCUCUCCCUCUUCUAUUGCAUCUGGCUUCACUCCCCAGCGCCGGUCCCACGCCGGCUUGCGGAGCGCGCCCUGCCCUGCCCUGCCGGGGGUGGCACUUGGGUCUCCCGUCGCACUGGUCCGGUUCCAAGCCCGUGGCAUCCAUGCCCCUGUCCCGUCGGGAGCCGCCCCUGCCUGGCAGGCUGGCACCUGCCUUCCCCCUCCUGCUGCUGCUGGGCGCUGCCCGCGCGCUGCCCCGCCAGCCCGGGGACUCCCAGGAGGUGGUGCCGGUGCGGAUCCCAGACCCGCGGGGCGGAGAGCAGGUCUCCUUCUGCCUCUCCGCCUUCAGCCGGGACUUCGUGCUGCAGCUGGUGCCCGACGCCCGCUUCCUCGCCCCCGGGCUGAAGAUUCAGCGCCUGGGCCGGCCUGGCCCGCGGGCGGAGGAAGCCGAGGCGGGGCUGAGGAAAUGCUUCUACUCCGGGACCGUCAACUCGCAGCCCGGCUCGCUGGCGGCCGUCAGCCUGUGCCGGGGCAUCCGCGGCUCCUUCCUGGUGGACGGGGACGAGUACCUCGUCCAGCCCGCAGCCCGCAGGGGCGGCGAUCCCCUGCUGCAGCCGCACCGGCUCCAGAGGAGGCGGGCGCCCGAGCUUCCAGAGCCCGGGAGCGAGCUGCCCGUGGGGACCAGCCGCCGAGCCAAGCGCUUCGUGUCCGCGGCCCGCUUCGUGGAGACGCUGCUGGUGGCCGACGCGUCCAUGGUCCAGUUCUACGGGGAAGAGCUGAAGAACCACAUUCUGACCCUGAUAUCAGUGGCCGCUCGGAUCUACCAGCACCCUAGCCUAAAGAACUCCGUCAGCUUGGUGGUGGUGAAGGUGCUGGUUGUGGAGGAUGAGAAGGCCGGGCCGGAAGUGUCUGACAAUGGAGGGCUCACGCUGCGCAACUUUUGCAACUGGCAACAGAGCUUCAACCCCGCUAGUGACCGUCACCCAGAGCACUACGACACUGCUGUCCUGCUGACUAGACAGGACUUCUGUGGGCACCAGAGCUGCGACACUCUGGGAGUGGCUGACAUCGGCACCAUGUGCGACCCCAACAAAAGCUGCUCUGUGAUUGAAGAUGAGGGUCUCCAGGCUGCCUACACCCUGGCUCAUGAACUAGGACACGUGCUCAGCAUGCCCCAUGACGACUCCAAGACCUGUGAGAGGCUCUUUGGGCCCCUGGGAAAACAUCACAUGAUGGCUCCUUUCUUUGUCCACUUGAACAAGACCCUGCCCUGGUCCCCCUGCAGUGCCAUGUACCUCACAGAGUUUCUGGACGGGGGACAUGGUGACUGUCUGCUUGAUGCGCCAGCCGAACCCAUCGUCCUCCCCACAGACCUUCCAGGCCAACUCGCCAUGUAUGACCUGGACCGUCAGUGCCAGCAGAUCUUCGGCAAGGAGUUCCGGCACUGCCCAAACACCACAGACGAGGACAUCUGUGCGCAGCUGUGGUGCAGAAUGGACACCAGGGAGCCCCUGUGUCACACCAAAAAUGGCAGCUUGCCAUGGGCAGACGGUACGCCCUGUGGAGCGGGCAGGCUGUGCUGGGAUGGCAGCUGCGUGGCACAAGAUGCGAGGAAGCCCCAGCCCGUGGUGGAUGGGAACUGGGGCCCCUGGAGCCCAUGGGGAGCCUGUUCCAGGACGUGCGGAGGAGGAGUCCACUUCUCGUACCGGGACUGCAACGACCCCGCACCUCAGAACGGUGGAAAAUACUGCGAGGGUCAGAGAGCCAAAUAUCAGUCAUGCCGCACAGAGGAAUGCCCACCGGACGGGAAGAGCUUUAGAGAGCAGCAGUGCGCAAAGUACAACAGCUACAACUUCACAGAUCUGGACGGGAAUCUGCUGGAGUGGCUCCCCAAGUAUUCCGGGGUGUCCCCCCGGGACCGUUGCAAGCUCUUUUGCCGAGCCAGAGGGAGGAGCGAAUUCAAAGUAUUUGAGGCCAAAGUGAUCGAUGGGACGUUGUGUGGGCCAGAGACCCUCUCCAUCUGCGUCCAUGGGCAGUGCAUCAAGGCUGGCUGUGACCACGUGGUUGGCUCCUCCAAGAAGCUGGACAAGUGUGGGGUGUGCGGUGGCAAUGGGUCGACAUGCAGGAAAAUAUCUGGCUCACUCAACAGAUCCAAGUAUGGAUAUAAUGACAUCGUCACAAUCCCUGCUGGAGCUACCAACAUUGACAUCAAACAACGCAGCCACCGAGGGGUCCGUCACGAUGGAAACUACCUGGCUUUGAGAACCCUGGACGGCAAGUACCUCCUGAAUGGAGACUUUGCCAUUUCAGCCAUGGAGCAAGACCUCCUGGUGAAGGGGACAAUCCUGAAGUACAGCGGCUCUCUGACGACCCUGGAGCGGCUCCAGAGCUUCCGGCAGCUUCCGGAAUCUCUCACUGUCCAACUGCUGACCGUCUCCAGUGAGGUCUUCCCGCCCAAGGUGAAAUACACUUUCUUCCUCCCCAAGGACAUCCCCUUUAGCAAGCAGAAGGUCAAGGAAAAGAAAUCAGCCAACAUUAUCCAGCCCAUGCUGACCUCGCAGUGGGUUAUGGGAGACUGGUCCGAGUGCUCCAAAACCUGCGGCUCUGGCUGGCAGAGGCGAACGGUGGAAUGCCGGGAUGUGGAGGGCCAGGCCUCCACCACCUGCGACAAGGCUCUGAAGCCUGAGGACAUCAAGCCCUGCGGCGACCUCCCGUGCCCCAUUUGGCGCGUCGGCCCCUGGUCGCCGUGCUCCCGAACUUGCGGCGAGGGAGUGCGGACGCGGAGCGCUGCCUGCAUUGACUAUGCAGGAAAGAUCGUAGCCCCUGAGAAAUGCAGCUCGCCCCCGCCCCAGGCAGCGACCGCUGCCUGCGUACUGCAAGAAUGCUGAGCCAGGACAGGCCUAGUGCAUCGGAGACGCGUAACGUAGCCAACUACUAACCAGACCAGACCUGGCUUGGCAAGUCAAGCAGGGACGUAGGUUUAAAAGUGAACGUGCACUAAUUGACCUGAGCAGGCCCCCGGGGGCAGACCUGCUUGGAAGACUCUUUUCUGGUUCCAUCCCCCGCCAAUAGACAUCUACCUCAGAGGGGGCGGAAAAUAGUCCGGGGGAAAGGAGGAGUCCAGUGAUUUAUUUUUACUGGUCAAUAGCAGAUGAAUUUUAAUUUAAGGAGCGAGUAAUCCUAUUCUAGGCUAUUUCCCAAAAGGAUGACCUGAGUUUCAGCCAUGCCCACCCAUUCUCCUUCAUUAUUUACCAUAUGUGGCCUGAGAGACUCAUCUGCAGGGAGGCUGAGGGGUAGGAUAGCUGCACCCCCUGGCUUGAAGGGGUUUCCAUUAUGUUCAGGGUUUACAAUUUGGUUCAAUGGCUCUCAGCACCCCCACUAUACAAAUUGUUCCAGCACCCCUGAGUUUAACACAGGUUUGUUUGUUUUUUCAACCUGUAUGGGAUGAAGGGCCUGAUCCUGCCACCAUUACUCAGGUAGAAUUCCCAUGCUCUUCAGUAAAGACUGUGGGAGCAGAAGCCUUAAACAUGACCUUAUACUAAUUUGGCAAAUUCCAUUAGGGUUCGUUACUACAGAGGGGUUUAAGCUGCACAAUUUGGCCCCUCUGCCCUGUCCCAACUUCAGUGGUGUUCGGACCUGGGGCUUUGGUUCAGCCCAUUUGAAGCUGGGCCCCUUUGCCAAACUUCUGUGGAUCGUGGCUCCGAUUUCGGUCCCCUUUGUCCCAAAGUUUGGGGGUGUUUGGAUCCAGGGAGCUUGUUCAGGGCCAUCUCUAUUCUUAGAUGGUUAUAUACAACCAUCCACCAUCUGAACAGAUGAAAGGAGAGGGGACAAAGUCGGUCCAUUAGUAGUGCACAAAUGCAGUGGAAGCCCUGCGGAAAGUCAGCCUGCAAAGUCAAACCCAGCAUUGCACGUGUCCAUCUGAACCUUUCCGACUUGUCUCUCUCAGUUAGCCUGCACAGACAACCAAUGAACUGUUGCAGGAGGCAGAGUGUUGUGAGUAGGGGACCGAGCUCCAGCUACUCCUGAGUCUAAAGGACACUAAUUCCUUUAUACAGCCUUAGAUGAGUCACUUAACCUCAGUUUCCUCAGCUGUAAAACGGGGCUAUUGGCACUACCCUGAAUCACAGGAUGUCAUGAGGAUUAGCUGAUGUUUGUACAGUGCUUUGAAGGUGAAGAGCAAAAUGUUUAUUGCAUGAUAUAAGCUAGAUGCUGCAUCUCAACUAUGCCCUGUCUCCUGACCAGGAGGGUGCGAGCUAGUGUUUCCUUGCGCAUGGAAACCCUCCUCGAUUUUCAGUCAAUUCUCCCACCACUUUGCCCUAGUAUUGUCCUCCAUCUGACCAGUCCUGACCAGGACAUCUAAAACAGCUUCUCCCAAGGCUGGAGUCUUUUUUUUUCCCUAGCAGGGAUUGCUGCCAGAGCUAAGUAACACAGCCAGCUCUUCUCUCUCUCCGACCCAGAUGUUGUCUGUCCCCAGUGCAGACAUCUGGCCAGUCUCUGAACUUUCACCUUUUGAAGCAAGCUCCCUGUGCUACACAUCCGGUGAGACUGAUCAGACCUGGCAGCAGCCUCUGUCUUUAGGGAAAAUGUGCAAAUUUACUUUUCAUCAAAGUUUCUCAAUAGGGGAGCCUCAUAUUACCCAGAAGUUCCAUUUUCUUAUGCCCCUACCUUGGGGACUCCCAAGCAUCUUUCUCCCUUUUGAUGCUCUCACACUCUCUCUCUCGUGUGUACGGCUUCCAUUUAAUUGUUGGAAACAAACCCCAGCGAACUAAAGAGAUCUCCAUUUGUCUGUCUCUCUCUCUGCCUGUCUCAUGUGUGUCCUUUUCUAAUUAGGGCUGGGUGACCCUCCUGGAGGAUAAGAUUCUGUGAUCAUUGAAAACUAUUUGGGGGAGGGGAGGGGUUCUCAAACCUAUUGACCCUAUUUUCCCUGUAUUUUAAUUCUAGGUUUUUCUAGCUAAAGCAAAGCCUGUACUAUAGGGAGGGGCAUGCCAGCAUUUCCCCAUCGGAACAGUAGUGAGAGCAGGUUACUAAGAGGCAGGAUUCCUCGGGUCUGUUCCUGACUUUGCAGCUGCUUUCUGACCUUGGGGAAAUCACUUCUGUUCUCUGUACCUGUGGCUACGUCUACACUGUGACACCGAGUCUCCGAGCCUAGGUCAAUUGACUCACAGGGAUUGGCUGUGGGGCUGCAAAUAGCAACCUAGAGGUUUGGGCUCGGGCUGGAGCCCAGGCUCUAAGAUCCACCCCCCUUGUAGGGUCCCUGAGCCCGAAUGUCUAUGCUGCAAUUUUUAGCGCCGCAGCCUGAGCCCUGAGAGCCCAAAUCAGCUGACGCAGGCUAGCUGCCCUGCAGCCAUGCCGCAGGUCUUUUAUCUGUAUAGGAGAGGCCUGGCCGAGGUCAGCUCCUUAAAGGUCAGCAACGUAUUGUUACAGAAUGAGAGUAUUUGAUGAGGCCGGGAGGAAGCUAUUUUAGCCACAGAUGUUAGCAGGGAGGGCGCACGGAGUGGGUGGGCGGCUGCAGAGCCCUUGUAAGAGCCAUUCUUUUAUUUAUUUAUUUUUCGUUGUUAUUCUUAUUAUGCCAGAAAUUGACUCAUGCAUCUUUGACCUGCUGCUCCUCCUGGGGCUGGCACUCCAUGCAGAAUGUGCUCUGGCAACCUCAUUAGGGGUGUGCCCCAAGACGACCUCCACAGUGGGGUCACCCUUUUUUCCUGCAGUCGGUGACCUUUCAAACUAAAGCUGCUACAUGUGCUGCUGCUAUGGGGCUCCCCGGCCUUUAUCCACUCCCUGCAUAGACUAGAGUUAACAUGCCGCUAGCUUGGCCCACGUGAAAGGGAGACCCUUGCCUGGGGCCCCAUUAAACAGCCACGCCAAGGAAAAAGGGAAGGGGGUUGACCCUUCCACCUUGGAAUCAGGGCCGGCUCCAGGAUUUUGGCCGCCCCAAGCAGCCAAAAAAAAAAAAAAAGCCGCGAUCGCGAUCUGCGGCGACAAUUUGGCUCCUUCGCUCCAAGCAGGAGUGAGGGACCAUCCGCCGAAUUGCUGCCGAACAGCUGGACCUGCCGCCCCUCUCCGGAGUGGCCGCCCCAAGCACCUGCUUGGUAAGCUGGUGCCUGGAGCCAGCCCUGCUUGGAAUGGAGUUGGGACAGUGAAAGAGAAGCCUGUUUUGUUCAUCUUGAAUAAAGAAUAGUCUGCCUGCUGGCUGCACCGUAUUUAAUGUAAGGGGCACCUGGAAUAGAAGUGCUAAAACCAACAGUUUGGUUCUUCAGUUAAACUCUAGCACUUUCUUUGAGGAAAUCUAGCUAGCUCGCUCGAAGGUGUGUGGCUAAAUCCUCGGGUCGCAUUUGAAUAUCUCAACCAGUAUCUCAAUACUGGGCUGACCCAAAAUCCCAGAUCUGAAAGCUCCUGAUUUAGGGGUUCAAAAUCCAGAUCCAAAAGUGUGGCCUAUUCAACCUUGGGGUUUGGAUCUAGACCCUUACAAAGAGAGGUUUGAGCUUUGAACUCUUAUCAGAAGUUGGAGUAAGGAGGGUUGGGUCCUACCCACGUCUUAAUAAGAACUGACCCAAACCUGAGCUGAACCCAGAUAGAACCUUAGCACUGCUGCCUCUUCAUUUCUAGAUUCUGGGGGCAGAUGUGCUAAAAUACCAUGAGAAAGGCUGUUUGCACCAGGAAUCUUUCCAGAAAGCCAGUCCUCACUAGACAUCUAGCUUAAUUUUGAAGACCUAGAACAUUCAGGCCCUGAUCUUCCUCCAGCAGGAUAUGGAUAACUCCCACUGAAGCCCAGUGAAGUUUUUCUUAUCCUGGGGGUUUAGCUGAAGGGAAGAGAAGACCCCUGCUGAUCUGGUUGUUUCCUUUAAUCAAACUACUGAAUUUCAAGUUUGCUCUCCUCCAGAUAUGUUGGGAAAUCUUUACAAAUCCUCAUUGGCUUCUUUCAGGACGCAGUGACUCAUGCGUUUCUCACCUUCCCUUUGCUGAUCUGAGAAUGUGUAUGCAGAGCAGGUCAUGAACUCAAUAGCGCCCUCCUCCAAUAUCAUUUUACUGGCAUGUUACACAAUAUAUAAAAUGGUCGGACCCGAGCCAGAGGGUGCACGUCAGGGUCCAGACUUUGAAAAAGUUCACAGCGUGAAGAAUCCAGAAUUUCUAUUAGGCCCCUUUUAUGGAGGUAAUGGACAGCUGCAAAGUUUGGAUCCAGCACUGAAUUUUCCCAGAGUUUGAGGUUCAAUUCAGGCCUCUCUAAUGAACACACACAGAACGCUGCUCUAGCUCCAGGAAUUUAAACCAUCUCACACGCUCCAACAAAUCGUUGGAUGCUGAAGUCAUGCUUUCUUGCUUUGGUAUUUUUUUUCCUUCACAUGUGUGAGUGUUUAACUCAAAAGCAACUAUGUGUCUUUUCUCCAAGGUUGUAGUGCCCAUUUG